Molecule: messenger RNA, 312 nt
Organism: Dibothriocephalus latus
Lineage: Eukaryota; Metazoa; Platyhelminthes; Cestoda; Diphyllobothriidea; Diphyllobothriidae
Source: the annotation of a GenBank genome assembly
GAUAUUUUAAUCUUUCACUUUGGUGGAUGUCCGACCUGGGUGGAAGAGCUCUCCCACCAGUGUGUUGUGCGCAAGCAGCCUGCACAGCCCACAAAACCAAAGUCCAACAUCUGGAGCAGUCUGGGCUUCUCCUCGUCCUCCUCCUCCAAUUCCCAGCAAAACGUUAAGAAACAUCUCUCUGUUGAGGCAGAAGCCCUCCACCUGGGCCCUCUAGUCUCCUUUCAGGGUCGAAUCACCUGUGUUAUCGUCUUUAAUGAGGCUCUGCCCGACAAUUAUGUCAAGUGGGUCGUUCAGGGUGGUAAGCUUCCUUAA